Molecule: messenger RNA, 1657 nt
Organism: Eruca vesicaria subsp. sativa (arugula)
Lineage: Eukaryota; Viridiplantae; Streptophyta; Magnoliopsida; Brassicales; Brassicaceae
Source: the annotation of a GenBank genome assembly
AAAAAACUGAAGACGCAAUUCAAUCCACACAGAUCCUUCCUUCAAGAAUAAAUAUCCUCUUCUGACUGAAACAGAGAGAGAACACAAAAGCUAUAGUUAUAUCCACAUCGAUCAUUGAUUGCAGCUAAAGGAAACCUGCAUUAAAUCUCAAUCCACUCCAGGGUUUGUCACCAAUGACGACUUCUGUCUGCCCUUUCUCCAAAGCUGCUCGUCCCGACAAUGCUUCUGCUCCAAAACAAGCCGACAUGACACCUCCCGCUUGCCCUUUCUCUAAAGCUACUCGUCCCGACGAUGCAAAACAAGGCGAUACGACACCUUCCGCUUGCCCUUUCUCUAAAGCUAAUGCCUUUGCUCCAAAAAAAAGCGAGAUCGCGAGCGAAGGAUGUCCUGAAAACGAAGGAAAAUUAAAUAAGGAAGACUCUGCAACAGUGCCUGCCAAGUGCCCGUUUGGUUAUGAUUCCCAAACCUUCAAGCUUGGACCUUUUAGCUGUAUGCUAUGUCAAUCACUUCUAUUUGAUAGCAGUAGAUGUGUGCCUUGUACUCACGUCUUCUGCAAAGUGUGCUUAGCACGGUUUAAGGACUGUCCUCUAUGCGGUGCUGACAUUGAGAGUGUUGAAGCUGAUGAAAACCUUCAGAAGAUGGUUGAUCAGUUUAUUGAAGGCCAUGCCAGAAUCAAGAGGUCUCUUGUGAAUAGCACAGAUAAAGAAGAGGUCGAGGAUGAUAACAAAAAGGUGAUUUACGCCGAUGUUUCCAUGGAAAGAGGUUCUUUCUUGGUUCAACAAGCUAUGAGGGCAUUUCAAGCUCAGAAUUAUGAAAGUGCUAAAUCAAGGUUGGCAAUGUGUACCGAGGACAUUCGAGAUCAACUAGGGAGGGAAGGCAACACACCAGAGCUGUGUUCACAGCUUGGUGCAGUCCUUGGUAUGCUUGGUGACUGCAGCCGAGCAAUGGGAGACUCAAGUUCUGCAGUUAAUCAUUUCGAAGAGAGUAUUGAAUUCCUUAUGAAACUGCCCUUAGAUGAUUUGGAGAUUACACAUACGCUUUCGGUCUCACUCAAUAAAAUAGGAGAUCUUAAAUAUUAUGACGAAGAUCUACAAGCUGCAAGGUCAUAUUACAUCCGUGCUUUAGAUGUUAGACGUGAUGCAAUGAAGCAUCACCCAAAUGCUCCUUCACAAAUUCUGGAUGUGGCAGUUUCCUUAGCCAAAGUUGCAGAUAUAGACAGGACUCUAACAAAUGAAGAUGCAGCCAUAGAUGGUUUCAGGGAAGGCAUGAAACUACUGGAAUCUUUGAAACUUGACUCUGAAGAUUCUCCUCUCGAGCAACGACGUCUCUCUGUGCUGGAGUUUCUGAAGAAGCAAGUAGAGAAGCCUGAACAGUCUGCAGAAACUGCACUCUAAACUGAUGCAGGCUUACUUAAGUAUAUAUAUAUAUAGUUUGUAUACCUAAUCACUCCUCUGUCGUAUUUUGUCUGAAAUAAAGAAACCAGAAGGCAACAAUGUUGUGUUUGUGGUUAAGGAUUCAACAAAACAGAGUGCUCUGUUUCUUGUGAUGAUUUCAAAAACGUAUACUGUGAACUUAUGAAGCAGGCAUGACGAUUUGUAAACAGUUUGGUUGUAACUGGUAAUCGGUUUUAAAAAUAUUAUAAAUGAAUUGAACUUAA